This is a messenger RNA of Kluyveromyces lactis, 486 nucleotides long. It is a transcript of the gene NUT2, whose product is annotated as mediator complex subunit NUT2. The coding region runs from base 1 to 486 and encodes 161 amino acids. Gene Ontology annotation, molecular function: transcription coregulator activity. The record is from RefSeq and is a predicted model, not a curated record. The transcript has a single exon. NCBI's taxonomy places the organism in Eukaryota, Fungi, Ascomycota, Saccharomycetes, Saccharomycetales, Saccharomycetaceae. Gene Ontology annotation, cellular component: mediator complex; chromatin. Gene Ontology annotation, biological process: positive regulation of transcription by RNA polymerase II.
AUGGUAGAGCAAAACUUAGAGAAAUUGCAAACCGAUUUGGUUGAGACAGAACAACGCCUAGCUGCGAUAAUUGACUCAUUCAUUGAGCUUGGUGUUUAUGUUUAUGAUUUCCCAGGAACUGAAGAUUCAAUGCAAGGUAUGGUUACCAACAUGCAACGUAAUGUUGACCGUAUGAAACAAUUGAAUCAACAAGCUAACGAUCCCGAGUCACAACUACAGAAUUUCCUAGUACCAUUGGACGUUUUACAGUAUAUAGAAGACGGAAGGAACCCCGAUGUGUACACAAGAGAGUUUGUAGAGGCGAUCCGUCGGUCCAACCAGUACCAACGCGCAAAGAUACACGGCCUCAACAAGCUCCGCGAUUCGUUAGCUGAAAAGAUCAUCGACGAAUUGCCAGAAUUACAACCGCAUGUGGAAUCUAUUAUCGCCAGAACAUCUCCUCAACGCACAGAUCCCAUCUCGCCUUCCAUUGUUGACAAACCUUAA